Molecule: messenger RNA, 1872 nt
Organism: Suillus subalutaceus
Lineage: Eukaryota; Fungi; Basidiomycota; Agaricomycetes; Boletales; Suillaceae
Exons: 9
Coding region: 21-1472 (483 amino acids)
Molecular function (GO): protein binding
Source: RefSeq, a predicted model, not a curated record
GAUCACUUGUAUACAUCGCCAUGGCACAGCGGGGACGGCAAAGGAUCAAUCCAGAUCUUUCUGCGACACAUUCAACGACGGUGUCAACGCUUCUCUUCGCGCCAGUGGACGACGACGACAACGAUACCAUGAGCUCGCUCUCCCUUCAUGAUGAUUCCCGUUCGACAGCGCUGCGGCUUGGUAGUACCCAUUCACCAUAUAUACACCCAACCCACCAGGCCACGGCUUCAACGUCUACUUGUACACCAACCCCAACAAUGCCUGGUACUCCUCGCACUACCUCAUCUCGAAAACCUUCCUCUUUACGCCACUCCUCCACCGCGGUUCCCGCUGAAUCCAUCACCUCCUCCAUCAAACGGCGUAAAUACCCUUCAAAAAACCCACAGCGCGCUCGCACUACCCCACCUCCAGUUCAUGGCAUGCUCCCUAUGCGUUCGUUCAGGGCUCAUACAGUCACGCUUGUAGAUCAUGUUGCGUGGUUGUUCGGAGGAUGUGAUGAUAAGGGCUGUUGGAAGGAUGUGUACUGUUUUGAUACCGACACAAUGCACUGGUCACAUCCUGACACCCUCGGUGACGUACCACCACCCUGCCGCGCCCAUACUGCUACUCUCGUCGACCGCAAGAUUGUAGUUUUUGGUGGGGGGCAAGGCCCAGUGUACUACGACAGCACAUAUAUAUUUGACACUACUACGCGUUCCUGGUUCUGUCCCUUGUUUCCUCACUCCCAAUCCCCGUCGCAGAACCCUGAAUCGAGCCUUGAGUCGCAAUCGCAGAAUCCUCCAGAGAGGCCUCUCCACCCAGCACCGCGUCGUGCACACACCGCUGUCCUCUACAAUGGUAAAAUAUACGUCUUUGGGGGAGGAAACGGCCUCACAGCGCUCAACGAUUUAUGGACGCUUGAUGUUUCUCGGCUAGAUCCCACCUCACAAUCUACAUACUCGUACGGGGGUAGUUCCUUCGGCGGUUCAGGCGCAAGUGGUGGACUUCGCUGGUCCCUCGUCGAAACACAGGGUGAGCCGCCGGUACCGAGAGGAUACCACACUGCCAAUUUGGUAGGGAAUGUGAUGAUUGUGGUCGGAGGGAGCGAUGGUAGAGAAUGUUUUUCAGAUGUAUGGUGUUUACAUCUUGACACUCUCGUUUGGACCCGUCUUAAUCUCCCCCUCUCUCACCGACGGCUUUCGCAUACCUCUACGCAAGUUGGAAGCUGCCUCUUCAUCGUGGGCGGACACGAUGGCGGGGCAUAUAGAGACGAAGUUGUUUUGUUUAACCUUGUGAACCUCCAAUACGAACCACGAACGGUGAAAGGUAAACCCCCUUCCGCCCGUGGAUACCACGCGACGAUCCUUGCAGAUAGCAGAUUGUUUGUUUUUGGAGGGUUCAAUGGUCACGACGUUUUCGACGAUAUUCAUGUCCUUGAUCUUGCAGGCGCUGCAUAUCUACCACAAGUGAUGAGCUUCCGGAUUGAUGUGUGAGCAUCAUACCUCAUCGAUUGGAUGAUGUUUCUCUUCGACGGUGCUAUUGACCUUUCAAAAGCCAUUAAAGUUCCCUUUUCUCAUUCCAUACAGCAUUAUUCGCUCCUUUGAGGACCCUUUUCUCAAUUUUGUCGCUCCGCUUUCUCACUCACCAUUAUUAACUGACAUCCUUGCACGUCUUUGCUACCUUGCAAUCUCCAACUUCUGAGUCACCAUUUACCAAUUCAUAGAGUACAUAUACCAUCAUUUGCAAUUUUAUUUUGAUUAUUGUUUUCUUCUGGUUCUAGCUACCUGAGUAUUAGAAGCGCGACGAAUCAAUCCACACAAACGGACAGCGACAGACGAGAGUGCAAAGUUGUUCGGAAAACACUGUACUUGAUUUUUGCCUUCCUAACCUGUA